UUUUCUCUCUCUCUGCGGGGCAAAAUCCUGGAGGAAUAUUUUGGGAAGCCCUCUUGAAGAAAGGGGUGCGGAGGCUCUUGCCCUUUCUAAGCUCCUGGUUCAGAUUUUUCUCUGCGUUUUCCUUUCUUGGAAGCGAGUUCUGCUAGGAAGGGGGUGUCUUUCCUCACCCGGUGGGAAGAAACAAACAUUUCUCUCUUCGGUUGUAAUAUCCGAAUUCAAGAUCCCGACUCAAGCAGUGACCCUCGGAGAUGCCAGGGAUGGUCAGCAAAAAUUCCGAUCUCGAAUUCGACUCUUUGCAGCCCUGCUUCUACCCGGACGAAGAUGAUUUUUAUUUAUGCGGUCCCGACUCUGCUCCUCCGGGGGAGGAUAUCUGGAAAAAGUUUGAGCUGCUGCCGACGCCCCCUCUGUCUCCCAGCCCGGCGGGUCUGCAGGAGAACCCCCCGGGAGGAGCCCCCGUGACUUGGGGGGCGACGGCACUAGGGGGAUACCGAACCAGCGACCCUCUGGACUGGGCAUCCGAGUUGCUGCUGCUGCCGCCCGAAGCUGACCUUUGGGGCAGUGGCGAUGGAGGAGACUCCUUCGAGAUGGGUUUGGGAGAAAGCAGCAACCUCAACGCCAUUAUUAUUCAGGACUGUAUGUGGAGUGGCUUCGGGACCAGUGAUAAGCUGGAAAGGGCAGUCCCCGAGAAAGCACAGACUAAAGGAGGAACAGCUGGAGCGCCUGCCCCAGCUGGCUCUGCCAUCCCCCCAGCUGCUCUCCCCUCCAAAACCAGCCCUGGGAACAAUAGCGGCAGCCAAGCAGAGCUCAACAAUUCAGUGUCAGAGUGUGUGGAUCCAGCCGUGGUUUUCCCUUUCCCCGUUAAGAAGCGAGAUCUCCCAGCCCCGGUCUCCUUGGGAGGAGGAGGAGGAGUGGCAGGCGCCCGGGUGAGCGUGAACUGCAGCAGUGGCCUUGCUCAAGGGGUGACCGUCCCUGCACCCCGAAGCAGCCACCACCCAAGUGUAACUAAUGAUAGCCGGGCCAACAACAGUUCGGGAGACGACACACUCAGUGAUUCUGGUAAAUAA
This is a messenger RNA of Thamnophis sirtalis, 1064 nucleotides long. Lineage: Eukaryota; Metazoa; Chordata; Lepidosauria; Squamata; Natricidae. The record is from RefSeq and is a predicted model, not a curated record.